Messenger RNA from Pangasianodon hypophthalmus (striped catfish), 3468 nucleotides. Its product is annotated as BTB/POZ domain-containing protein KCTD19. The record is from RefSeq and is a predicted model, not a curated record. NCBI's taxonomy places the organism in Eukaryota, Metazoa, Chordata, Actinopteri, Siluriformes, Pangasiidae. Gene Ontology annotation, biological process: protein homooligomerization. The coding region runs from base 362 to 2926 and encodes 854 amino acids. The transcript is spliced from 16 exons.
ACAGCCGAAGCUCGCGCUCAGUUUGUUUGUAUUCCUUUAAGCUUUGUUACAGGUACCAACGGUUAUUUAUUUAUUUAUUUAUGACUGGAUAAUUUUAAAAAUGAUUCAGUUACAGUAACUAUUCUUCGGGUGGCAAGAAGGAGGAAGCAAAUAAGAUUAAUUUCGGACACACCGAGGUUUUACUUUGUUGCUACACGACAUGGCGCAGCUGGCACCGGAACUUUAGCUAGCAGUGCUAACAGAAGCUCUUAAUUUAGCACACGCGCGCGGUGGCAUUUCACCGAGCUGUUCUUACAUCUUUCUUCGCCCUGUUGUUGCAGGAGCAUGUUGUCUAAAUAAUAAGCUGGUUUAUGAGCUCAUUAUGGAAGAAAGAGAAGAAAGUUGCAGCUUCAAUGUAGGAGGAUGUGUUUUCUCCUUCCCUCUGAACAGACUGGCCUACUUCCAGGACUCCUUACUGCUCAAAUCAGCCAGUGCACAUGGAGACAAUUCUACUCUGUUUAUUGAUCGAGAUGGCUGUGCAUUUAGACAUGUUUAUGACUACAUAAGCACAGGAAAGUUGACUUCAGCGUGUGCAUCGGAAAUUAACAUAUUACAUGAACUUGCAGCAGGUCUUCAUCUAACGGCACUGCAGCAGGCUUUGGAAAAUCUCCUGCAGGUGACAGACUGCUGCAAGAUCCGUGCCUUUAACUCCAAACCAGAGCCUGAAUCCUCUGCCAAUUUCCUGCAGUCAGGGACAGUCCUACUGCCAGAGCUGUUCAGUGAAUAUGGAGAAUUGUGUGAUGAAGCCAGAAUGGUGGGCAUGACUGAGUUUAUAGAGACGCUGCAGGAACUGAGUGAUUGGAAAGAUGGGAGCACUUCGAGUGACUCAUGUUCAGAAGGUCAGAUGUGCUGUGCAAUGGAGCCGCUCUAUGUUCUGAGCUUGAGUCUGUUGGUGAAGUAUCCAGACUCCUCACUGGGUCAGCUGUGUGUGGACAGCAAUCUGGAGGGCAGCAGACUCUACAUCACAGGCACUGGAGUGCUCUUUGAACAUGUGGAGAACUGGCUGGGAACAUCACGUUUACCUCUGACAAGGACUGCAGAAGAGCUGCCUUGCCUAUGUGGUUACCUCGACAAUCAGGACGGCGUUUACCUCGCCAUCAGAGAGGCUAUGCGAGAGCUCUUCCACAGGAGGGAAACCACAGGCCAUAUGAGUGCUAUGUCUUGGUCUGCCUCAGUGUCAACAUUCACCCUUUAUAAGGUUGUAAAGGUUUAUGCUGGAACUCAAUGGUAUGCUACAUACUUCAAAACCCUUAUAAAGCAUCCCGAGCUCCUCUCCAAUUCCACUAAGAGUAAAUGGAUUGUGUUUGGGGAGAGCCUACUGGUUAAGGGCGACGGCCAAAUGUUCCGGCACAUUCUUAACUUCCUGAGAUGUGGUCGUCUGCUGCUGCCUGCAGACUUCAGGGAAUGGCCUUUGCUGUGUCAGGAGAUUGAGGCAUUCCAGAUCCCUGCUCUGUCCAGUGCACUGCAGAGCUGCUCAGACUACAGGGCCUGGUGUAAAGCUAGGGCCCAACCAAGGAAUCUUUUCACAUCAUGCAAAGAUGAAGACAUCUUAGAUUCUAGUCUCGACAGUGAGGAGUCACUAGAUGAAUAUGAGCCUCUAUCAUUUCAAAGGGAAAGCCCUGACAACACUCUUCUUUCCAGUGAAACAUCAAGUACACACUCAGAGAAUGAGACUGCGUGUGUUUCUGUUGGCGCAUCAGCAAUAACAGAAGUGAGACCUGCUGCUACAGAGAAAACAGAGAGAACAGAAGAAAUCUCACUGACAUCACUCAUAUGUCGCUCACCUCCAGCUACAGCCAUUUCCAGCAGCUCCUGUGCUCAUGAGGAGCUGAUGAUUAAGAAAAGCAGCAAGCUUCUACCUGCGAGCACAGCAUGCAGUGGCAGCAAGGGUGUCUCAGAGGAUUUCUGGAACAGAGAAAUGGCCUCCAUAUUGCACAUGCUGCGAGAGAGCAGGCAGAAGGAGGACAGUCCUCUGCUGGAGCGGCUGGCUUUAUUAAUGGAGACCUCAAGGCUUUCAAGAACCGAGCUCAUGCAGAUAUUAUCAGAACUGUCAGAUACAGAAAAGUCUGCCCUCACAGUCACGCUGGUCACAGCCUUCUAUAGUAACUGGCAGAGCUGCAGGGAGCAACAGCAAUACAGUAGCACAGGCAGUGCACAGAGGGAACACACACACACCGAGGAGAGACUGGAACCCAACACACACAUGCACAGAGAACUCAGUCAGAGUCCCAGCAGAGGUUUGAGACAAAAUAAUCAGAUGGCUAUGCAGAGGGCAUCUGUGAGAGGGAGUGUGUUUCCCAUCACCAGCUUCACAUCGCCUGUGGGUGGGUGUGUGUUAACGGUGGAACAUCCGUCAGUGCUGGGAAGAGGAGAGGCAGGGGGCUACUUCACCCACAGUGUCAUCUACACAGAACAGCCUCAGAUGGUGCAGCUUGCCAGGAAAGAGGGCAAUGAUGUUGCAUUUGCAUACUUCAGUAUGUCUUAUGAAGAAAUGGUAUACGCUCGUGAGUGUCAUGCCUUUCUCACUGGCACAAUCUUAGACUCUAGGAGACUCGACCUGAAGGACUGCAUAGUCAAACUGGUCCAUCAUCUCUGGACAGGUCACAUGGGAGUGGACAACUUUGUGCAGGAGCUUCUGACCGUGAUUAGAGUCAGACCCAAUAAACAGCUGGAAAAGCAAGAGAAGCUAUUGCAGUGGGUCAAGUUCACUCUACCACUGGCAAAGAGAUACACAGAGUGUAUCAGAGAGUUACUGAGGAAGACUUCCCUCCACACAGUCAGCCUGUUUCCUCCAGACCUGCUGGAAGUCACCAUACCAACACAAAAGAGGUGUGAAUGGUCAAGCAGUGACCAGCGCCCACUGAGCAGCACAGCAGGCUUAGACUGACCUAGGGUCAGUGAAAAUCUCCCCAGAGGUCCUAGACAUGCUGACUGCUCCACAUGAACGCCGAUCCUGGAACAGGUCUGACCGUCAAAAGCUGGAAAAGCUGGAAACCAGCUAGCCAGUAGCAUCCAAAUGACUGGCCAAAGGUCAGCAUAGAGAAUCCCAAAAAAGAGAAGUGAAUAAAAACUGAAGAGUACACAGUCAUCAGGUGUAAAAGAGAACACCACACUGCCUUUGAUCUAUCAGAGCAUCAUUGUACCCUUACGAUCAGGUGUAGCUCUCCCUUCUGGUACUGAGUUAUUUCAGAGCCAAUUCUUUUGCAGUCUAAAGCAAAGUGGUCAACAGACAGAUGAGGAAAAUAUUUAGAAACAGUUCACAACUGUGUUAAACUAAAACAAUAAAUAUUUACAGUUACUUAUAAGAGUACAGAAAACUACUGUACCAGGACCUAAAAAAGAUAAAUACAACAUUUAAAACAACUUACUUUAAAAAAAAAAAAAAAGUUAUACAUAAGCUAUAUCAGUUCACAAGUGGCUUUUUUUUUU